AUGAGCAAUGUCGUGAAAGAAUUGGAGCAAAACUUGGGAAUGAUCGAGGUUGUCAGCGAUGCCCUGAUAGUACGCAGAGCGAACUCUCUUGUUAGCCUCAACUUCCUCAGGAAUCUACGAAGAAUAGAAGGGCGUGUUGGAGGACUAGAAAUGAAUGAGUACUCCCUAUAUGUGCUGGCAAACAACAAUCUCCAACAACUCUUUGACUUCUCCCAGCAUCCCAACAUCAGCAUCGGCAACGGCAAGUUCUUCUUUCACUACAACCCCAAGUUGUGCUACUCGGAGAUUGAGAAACUUCACAAUCUCACCGGGAUCAAGGCUCCGCUUAGCAACAUUGAUGUCUCACUUUCAUCCAAUGGAGACCAAGUUGCUUGUAACACCCAUCGUUUGAAUCUAGAGUUUGCUUUCUUUCAAUCCGUGCUGUCGGUGAGAUGGUCACCUCCAAAGGGAAAGGGAGAUGUGCGUGAGAUCGUGGGUUACAUCCUGUCUUACCGUGAAGCGCCCCAAAGGAACGUGACAGAGUUAGACGGUGAAGAUGCAUGCGGAACCAGUCUUUGGGAGGUCCAGUACAUUCCACCCACCGAAACGUCUACCUUUGUGGCCAAUCUGAAGCCGUGGACACAGUAUGCAUUCAUGGUACGGACGUACACCAUCGCCGGGGCUCAGUUCAGCGCCAGGAGUAACAUCCAGUAUCUGUUAACGCCAGAAUCAAAGGCCUCCCCACCUAGCAGCCUGAAUGUCAUCUCAAAUUCGUCAUCUGAGCUGGUCAUUACCUGGAAACCACCAGAGCAUCCAAAUGGAAACCUCACACAUUACAUCAUCACAUGGGAACCUCGGUACUUAUUCAAACAGCAGUUUGAAGACAGGGAUUUCUGCAGAGAGAAACUGCCAACCCUGCGGAAGUCCGAGUCCAGCACAGAGAUGGAAACAUCAGAAGACGAAGACACUAACACUACUAUGGUUGGAGCGGGAUGCUGCACCUGCCCCAUCGAUCCGGAGGAGCUUCGAAGACGGGAAGAAGAUGCCCGCUUCCAGAAGGAUUUUGAGAAUCAGCUCCAUAAUAAUAUAUACAUGAAGAGGGAUUUCAUUAAUAUUAGUAGACCUGGCACACGUCGCAGGAAGCGGGAUGUCCCAGGCAGCGCGAUCCAAGAUUUCGGUACCACGUCCUCUACCACCACCACCAGUUUCAUCACCCCUAUACCGACCACGCCCACCCCUGGAUUCAACCUUAAUGGCUCUUUGUACCCCAGUAGCCCCUCUUCAGGGGUGAAUGCUUCCACCCCUCCACCAGCCAGGGUUGAGGAGAGAGUCAUCGGUCUGGUGGAGUCGUUCCAUGUUCCUGGGUUGGAGCACUUCACCGAGUAUCUCAUCACCCUGCAAGCUUGUAACUCCAGGGAAUGUAGCCGUGCUUCAGCUGUAUAUGGACGCACCCUGCCAAAAGAAUCGGCUGAUCAGAUAGAGUCUACCGUGAUGAUAAACCACACCUCAACAGACAGGGUCCACCUGACGUGGGCCGCACCCACCAACCCCAACGGCAUCGUCGUCAUCCACGAGGUCAGGUUCGAAAUGAUCGACCCCAAGGUCGACGAUGUCGGUGAUGAACGAGAUGCGUAUACGGUGGUAGAGAGCCUCUCAACACCAAAACCAGUGACACAGUCGACAGAGAACACUGAAUGUGUUUCAGCAGAGGGAUACAGACGGGUGCUUGGAGCCGAACUCUUGGGGUUAAAGGUCGGUAACUACACAGCGAUGGUGAGGGCGGUGUCACUUGCCGGCGAGGGUCCGUGGACCAAGCCCGUCACGUUCAGUGUACCGGAUAUCACAAAUAAUCCUACCUACGAACCAGAGAAAGCCUUACCUCCGAUGAUGGGAGUUACAAUAGCAGUCAGCAUCGCAGCGGUUAUAAUUAUUAUCGUCUUUAUCAUCAUCUUCCUGAGGUGGCAUUAUCGCAAGGACCAGAUGCCUGAUGGUGUUCUCUAUGCGUCUGUCAAUCCAGAAUACAUGAGCACCAGUGAUAUGUAUGUUGCUGAUGAAUGGGAGUUUCCCCGUGAUAAGCUGGAGAUCAUCAGAGAGCUUGGAAAGGGUAGUUUUGGUAUGGUUUACGAGGGUCUAGCCAAGGGUAUUCUUCCGGAAGAAGAAGAGAUCUCAAGAGUGGCCAUCAAGUCUGUCCAAGCCAACGCUUCCAUGAGAGACAGGAUCGAGUUCUUGAAUGAAGCAUCCGUGAUGAAACUUAUUGAUGCCCACCAUGUUGUGAGGUUACUCGGUGUCGUUUCAAAAGGUCAGCCGACGUAUGUGAUAAUGGAGUUUAUGGCCCAGGGCGACCUUAAAAAUUGGUUAAGAGCAAGAAGACCUGAGAACCAACAGGACUUACCACUGAUAGAUCGUAAGAAUGUGCCCACCCUUGAGCAGCUUCUGAACAUGGCCGCUGAGAUUGCGGAUGGCAUGUCAUUUUUAGCAGCAAGGAAAUAUGUUCAUAGAGAUCUCUCAGCCAGGAAUUGUCUGGUAGCAGAAGAUGGAACAUGUAAAGUAGCAGACUUUGGGCUAGCAAGAGACAUCUAUCAAUCCGAUUACUACCGCAAGGAAAGGGGUGGGAUGCUACCUAUUAGAUGGAUGGCUCCAGAAUCUGUCAAAGAUGGUGUGUUUCAAACAAGCUCAGAUGUUUGGUCAUUUGGUAUAUUAUUAUGGGAGAUGUCAACAUUAGGUGAGCUGCCUUACCAAGGUCUAUCAAAUGAGGAGGCUGGAGAAUACAUCAAAGGAGGAAAUGUACUUAGAGCACCAGAAAACUGCCCAGAAAAAAUGCAUGAAAUUAUGAUGGCCUGCUGGCAAUAUCAAGAGAAGCUAAGACCAACCUUUGGUGAGAUUCUACUUGCCUUGGAAGAUACCGGUCUUCUUCAAGAAUCCUUCGCCCAAAACUCCUUCUUCCUCAACGAACAGCUUCACGCCAAUGAGGUCCCUGACAAUAUGAGCUCCAAGGAGCUAGAGACAGUCUCUAUCCUUGACCAGAAUGCAAGGAACAAUGAAAACCUUUAUACCAACAUGUCUAGCAACAAAGCAGCGGGAGCUAGCAAUGGGGGGAACGGUUCUGGUGGUAGUGUCCAGGUACCCAUCGUGACGGGACCUUCGUCGUCGCCGAGGGAUCGGAACGGUAGCCUGACGGGGAAUGGCUCAAUACCGCACGGGGUCGGGAAGUGCACGGAAUGCUGAGGGUGGGUGUGUCUUGGACUUCUAUUCUUUUGCAUGGUUUGAGAUGGGGGAGGCAAGAAAAGCCACUGUGAACUGGUCGAAAACCUCUCUGCAGUCACAUUGGAGUCGAGGAAUAAGAUCACGAAAGAAGACAAGACAUGGAAUGGAACAGAUGUCUUUGAGGGUUCGAAUCUCAUCCAUCUAAAACGUAAAGGAGGAGGAUGUGAGGAAGCGGUUACCAUGGCAACAGUAGAGAGAUGGAGAAUGCUCCAGAACUGCUCAGAAUGGACCUCGGUGGAUUGCAAAUGAAAAAGCAGUAUUAAAAUGGUUCAAAAUGAAGCUAUGGAUGAUUUCAUAGAUCUGAUAUUUUCAACUUCAGUUUUGUGGUCUUCAGUGCAAAUGGAUUGCUUGCAUAGAGAUAUUUUGGGAGGUUGUGCAAAUGAAGAUGGUCAGUAUAUCAAUGUAACUUCUGUUAAUGAGUACCUGAUAGAGUAAAACCAGGGUCUGAUAUGAAAUGGUAUGGACCAAUAUCAGAUACAGACGAAUAUUCCGAAGAAUAAUUAACCUCUGCCUUUUAUCGGUGUUCAAUAUCUUUCUUUUUUCAUUUCCUACUCCUUUUCUUCUCUUCAAAACUUCUAUAUUCUCUCAUUCUAUUCCUUAUUCAUUUCUCCCUCUUCUUUUUUAUCAAUUUCUCUUGAUUUUUUUCAUCGCUUUUCUUUUCUAUUUGUCUCUUCUUUCCUGAAAGAUAAUGAUUGCUAACAGUAAAGCAAUUUAUUAAGUGCUUGUAUCUACACUGUGUGUGAUCAAGACGCUAUUAACAUUUCUUAUCCUGGAUUUAGCUUAUUUCUCUUUUGUUUCUUCCCCUUUAUUCAUCUCCCCCGCCCCCCUCUCUCUCUCUUGAUCUCUUUGACAAUGUCUCUGAUCAUAUACACCAUGUUUUAUCAGUAAGCCACAAAAAACCUCUGGAUGUUCAUUUGCGUUUGUUUUGUUUUAUAUGGUGCAAUAUUGGAUAGUAGAAGGGAGGAAGAAA
Molecule: messenger RNA, 4213 nt
Organism: Lytechinus variegatus (green sea urchin)
Lineage: Eukaryota; Metazoa; Echinodermata; Echinoidea; Temnopleuroida; Toxopneustidae
Product: insulin-like peptide receptor
Exons: 19
Coding region: 1-3204 (1067 amino acids)
Biological process (GO): positive regulation of MAPK cascade; protein phosphorylation; positive regulation of kinase activity
Cellular component (GO): axon; membrane; insulin receptor complex
Molecular function (GO): insulin receptor substrate binding; ATP binding; insulin receptor activity
Source: RefSeq, a predicted model, not a curated record